CUUGGUCAGGUCUUUCCGAAGAAUUCGAACUCAGUUGUCAGAUUCUGCCUCUGCAAAUCUCCGUUGAGGAUUGUGGGCGCAAGAAACAUAGAUUCUCGCCAAUAUGAGCUUCCAACAGGAAAUGAGUUAGCAGGUCUUAAAAGAAUAACAAGUCUCAACCCAAAGUUUGAUUCAUUGCAUUUUCCUGUGCUAUUCCCAUAUGGUGAAGAUGGGUUCCACGUAAACAUACCAUAUGAUGGUGUUCAUACUCCACCAACUCUUAAGCGGAAAUUUGUUACUCAACGUGAAUACUAUGCUUUUCGACUACAGCAUAGAGAUGAUGAGGGCCAAACUUUAAUGCGCGGUGGGAAAGCUCUGCAACAUUAUGUGGUCGAUGCAUUUUCAACUAUUGAACAGAAUCGCCUUUAUUAUUUGCGGUCUCAUCAGGAGGAUCUCCGAUCUGAAUUAUACCAUGGAGAUGAUAUUGGUAAUGUUAUUCUACCUUCGUCCUAUACCGGCAGCCCUAGGUAUAUGAAGCAGUUGUAUUUGGAUGCAAUGGCUGUUGUUCAUCAUCAUGGCAGUCCGGAUCUUUUCAUCACAAGCGAGCUUAAACCAGAAAUUGUUGCUAGGGUUUUCCGUAUGAAGCUUAAUGCUCUGGAAGAUGAACUGAAUCGCUCACAAUUUUUUGGAAAGACUGUUGCAGCUGAGUUACCGGAUCCAGAACUUGAUCCAGUUGGGUAUGCUGCUGUUACGAAAUACAUGCUCCAUGGCCCCUGUGGUGACGAUAAACCAACAAAUGUGUGUAUGAAAGACGGCAAGUGUUCGAAGUAUUUUCCAAAAUUGUUCAAUUCAGAGACUACCACAGACCAGUUUGGUUAUACAGUGUACAGGCGUCGUGACUCGGGAAUCACAGCAUCCAAAGGCAGUGUGGAACUAGACAACAGAUUUGUCGUUCCAUAUAAUAGGAACCUCCUUGUGCUUUUUCAGGCACACAUCAAUGUUGAGGUAUGUCAUCAAGGACGGCUUAUUAAGUACCUGUUCAAGUACAUAAAAAAGGGCCAGAGAAAAAAGCAGAAGCUUUCUCGGAUACUGGCACGUGAUGCUGUUACAGAGACGACUCUAACACAGUGGUUUGCUCUUAACCAGACAGAUCCAGAUGCAAGGUGUCUACUCUAUGCUCAGACUCCGAAUAAGUAUAUGUGGAACCUUAAGAAUAAAAUUUGGUCUAAACGGAAGAGAGGCUUCGCAGUAAGCAGGAUUGUUUAUAUUAACCCUGGUUGCGGAGAUACUUUUUAUCUUAGACAGAUUCUUACCAAGGUCCGUGGUGCAGUUAGCUUUGCUGAUUUGCGAACAGUGAAUGGUUUCCCAUGUCGAACAUACCAAGCUGCUUGCCAGCGUCUGGGUUUGCUGUCUAACGACGAUGAAUGGUUGCUUGUUCUUCAAGAAGUAAAUCAGUGGGGUAUGUGUGGUCUCCUAAGAUAUCUCUUUGUGUCCAUGCUCAUGUUCUGUGAAACUUGCUGA
This is a messenger RNA of Linum tenue, 1500 nucleotides long. Lineage: Eukaryota; Viridiplantae; Streptophyta; Magnoliopsida; Malpighiales; Linaceae. The record is from the annotation of a GenBank genome assembly.